AAGAGCUGAGCUGUGAAUCGCUUGUUGAAAUACAUCGGACGAGGAUGAGUCAACACCAGAACCAACCGUAACUGAUACAGCAAUAUUUCCGUCCAGUUGUUAAAAAACUCGGCUAUCCACGUCAAUUAGCAACUAUGCAAGAUAUGGCAACAAUGCAACAACAUUCCAUCACAUCCCCGGCUCCAGCCUCAACAAUGCAAAACGAAGAUUCCGUAACCGAUGCAAAUUUUGGCGUCGAGAUUCAACACGAAUCAUCACGAACCGAUACUGAGAAUUGCGAAGAUACUCGACGUACAACGAAAGCAGCCAACGAAGAAGAAGACGAUGAUAAUGAACGCAAUACAACGAAUGAAACUACGUGUAGCAAUAAGAACUCUAGAAGCCAAAGUAUCGAAGCCAACGAAAAUGAAGCCUCAGACCUAAAAGACUUUGCGAAAAGCGAUGAAUCUCGAGGUAACAGUGAAGUAAAUUCCGACUCCAGGACUCGAACAGGAAGCGAGGAUGACCCAGACACCGAAGAGUGCGGAGACUCCGAGAUGAAGUUCUUGUGUCCGAUCUGCGACACCGUCCUCAGCUCGCAGCACGACUUCACCCUUCACAUUCGCUCGCACAACAACGAUGGCGAGAAUCUUCCGGUUGAUUGCUUGAAGACUUUCACAUGCAAGAUCUGUCAUAAGGUGCUAAGCUCCUCCAGUUCGCUGGACCGCCACGUUCUCGUGCACUCAGGGGAGCGGCCCUUCAAGUGUCUUAUCUGCGGAGUCGCUUUCACCACGAACGGCAAUAUGCAUCGCCACAUGAGGACUCACAACAAUCUGGCCUCCAAGUCGGAGAGCUCCAACAACUACGAGAGCGACGGUAGUACCGAUAGCAGUGGGUCUUUCAACAGCAAGAAGAGUCCCCUUUCCUCUCCUCCGCCUGGCAACAGCAUCACCAAGAAACGACGAGUCGGUAGCCACACCCCGUCGCCGACAGAUACAAAACCCUCAGGAUCUUCUUCACCAAGUGGCAGUGAAAACGGGAAUAAACGGAAAUUGCCCGAAUUGUUUCCAUCAGACGCUGCAGACAGUGGUGAAACAGCAAACAGAAGACGAAUUAAAGCGAUGCCAAAUAGUCAACAUGAUAUGCAAGGAUGUUCACCUGAGCAAAGUCUUCAUUGUCCCGUGUGCAACAGGGAAGACUUUGUAUCAUUGAACAUUCUGGAGACACACUUGGAAGAAAACCACCCGGAGUACCAGAUCCGCUGUAACGUCUGCGACCUGACAUUCAGGAAUAACCGAGCACUGAACUUGCACCGUCACAUGGCUCAGCACGACAAAGUCGGCAAGGGAACAAAAAGCAGUUCACAACAGCAUAAUUCUACCGUGCUUGGUUUCCACGAUCUGACGUUUGUGGAUUUCUCUAGCAAGAAAUUCCCCCACAUUGCUGUCGCUGUCUGCGAGAAGAGUCUACACAAGCCGUCCACUGCCAUGAAAUUCCAGUGUGACAAGUGUGGGCGUGCAUUCCCUUGCGCAACAGCUUUGAACAUCCACCAGAGGGACAGCCAUGGCCAUUGCAGUGAAAAUGAGGCCGAUCUCUCUAGCAACAGUGACAUCCCCACUGACCUCAGCAGCAACCGGAGGAGAGCGUCUUUAACCAUGAGAAGCUCUGAAUCAGAAGAAGAGAUUGAAGAACGUAAGCGCGAGGACUUCUUCGCAGGUCUAGAUUUGCAGAACAAAUCAGUUUCAUUGUCACCGCCAGGUCUGUUUGAACGCAGCCUUUCAAAGAAAGAAACUGUGUUUGAGACUUCGAUGCACUGCAGUCCGCUGAAUGGGGACAGAAAUGGGGAGAGUGGGAGAGACCUGGCAGACAUCCAGAGUAUUAUAUCUGUGACAUCUGCUAGAGGACUCAUUCAAGAUCUGUCUAAAUCACCUCCUCACACGAGCAUAAUGUCUCCUGAUUACGGAGUGCGAAAUGAUUCAGUAGCUGGUGAAGAAGAACAACAAGACUGCUUCGCCGCUGAAUUCAGACGUAUGAAGUUGAAGGGAGAAUUCCCUUGCAGACUCUGUACAGCUGUAUUCCCAAAUCUUCGAGCUCUGAAGGGUCACAAUCGGUCUCAUCUGUCGUCAAGCGUCGGAAUAUUUCGUUGUAACAUGUGUCCUUACUCAAACCCUGACAAGGCUACUUUGGUUCGUCACAUGAGAACCCACAACGGAGACCGUCCAUAUGAAUGCGCUCUGUGUAACUAUGCCUUUACGACAAAAGCAAAUUGCGAGAGGCAUCUGAGAAACAGACAUUCCAAACUAUCAAGAGAGGAUGUAAAGAAAUCCAUUAUUUAUCAUCCUUCAGAAGACCCGACUAACGAUCCUGAUCUUCAAGCAAAAUUACAGGUCAGAGAAGAUGUGAAGAGGUCUCUGGUUUUUACAAACCGGCACUCAUCCUCUCUGGAAGAUCUGAGCGCUACUGAACAUUCCUCAAAAUAUCAGCAUUCCUUGGACGAGUGCAAGAGGAGUAACUCCGCAGAUGAGCAAUCGAAAACAUUACAGCGAUAUGAAGAAUUCAAACAUGAGCCUAGACGAACCAAGUCAGCGCACCAAAACAUGGUAGAACAUCAGUCAUCGUGGGAGAAAACCCAAGAAGUUGCAACGAUGACGACUAACGUGAGAGAUGAAGAUGAAGUAGAAGAUCAAGAGACCAGCCAUGACGGUGACUUCAUUAAGGAAAGAGAAAGCAAUGAUAACAUAUCAAGCAUCGAAGCCCUAGUCAAUUUAACCAAAAAUAAGAACAAUACUUUUCCAAAGCUACCUGUAACUGAAAACCAAAGAUUUCCAAACAAAGAAUCCAUGGAAAUGACAUCACUACGACAUUCUCUAAGUUCUUUUCCAUCUCCAGAAAGAGAUGUGGAUUCUCCCCUAGAUCUCAGUAUGGAUGCAUUGGAUUUGAGUAAAAAAAGAGAUCCCUUCAAAAAGAACUUCGCAGCAACUCCUACCAAAGAAUUAGAUAAUACAGAACCCCAGGAUCUGACCAAAAAAUGUCGAAGCAGCGAGUUCAACAACAACAACAACAACAAAAACAGAUCUUCUUCCACUGUUUUUCAGUCCAAGUCAGAACAAAGCCUUAAUGGUCGUCAGCUCGGUCCCUCGGCUAAACAGACACUUGCUUCCAGCAGGGGCACUGCCAUGUCACCUCAUGAGAACAGUUCGAGUCCCACCACUCUCCCAAAGCUGGAUAUGAACUCUACAGCAUCCACAGGUUUCUAUGGAAAUCCGCAGCUAAACCACUUGUAUCUAAACAACAACAGCUUUCCGUUCCAUCAUGCACAGCAUCCGUUCGCCUUGCACCCUUACUUCAUGCCGCACACACCUGCUAUGAUGCAGAAUUCAAAUAUGGAGGAGUUCAGAUCACGUCUACACAAGGAACUGAUCAACAAUUUGCAACUCUCUGGCGGAACGAUUUUUGACUCCAUGAUGGUUUCAACAGCCGAAAGGCUACAAGCAAUUCACAAUCAAGCAUUUUCAGACUACUCAAGAGGAAAAUCUGAUGGGAAGAUGGGUUAUGGCGAUGUAAAUGUCGAAGAAACCAGACAACAGCAGGCAAUCCCACCUGAGGAUUUUGACAAGUCUGCCUCGGGCAGUGGCGUCAGCAAGACACCACCUAUAUUGAAGGUGUCUGUAGCGCCGAAGUCAGCAAAGGAAAGGGACAACUCAUCUGUGAAAAUGGUGAUUAAGAACGGGGUCCUUAUGCCCAAACAGAAGCAGAGAAGGUACAGAACAGAGCGCCCAUUUGCCUGUGAACAUUGCUCGGCACGUUUUACACUCCGCUCGAACAUGGAACGUCAUAUUAAACAACAGCAUCCUCAGUACUGGACGCAGAGGCAGAGGAGCAAUGUUGGAAGUUCUGGUCCUGGAAGGAGAAGUCACACUAUUCCUACCAGCCUGACCAUGAACCUCAACAUUCCAAGUAAUCAGGAUGUGGCACGGAAAAGUAUACCUUCGGAUGCUGACGGCCUCGGUACUCCGCCCAAGAAUAACAUACUGACGCAGCACAUACCGACAAUCAUCAACGUUCCAGAUCCAUCAAACAACUAUCAGAUUUCUCAUUUGAUUCGAGAUGACUUUCAUCCUGACAGGGGAGACGGAGAUGCUCGGCAUCAGAUAAUGGUACCAAAGAUAAAGGACGAGAUUACCACUGACUCAACACUGGCAGAAAUUGUCCAGAAAACCAAAGAUAAUUCUAGUAUCAUAAUUAAUAAUAAUAAGAAUCUUAACAAUAAUAACAACAACAACAACAAUAAUUAUAGUAAAGCGUUCAUAUCUGAAGAAGUAAAAUAUGCUAUAGCUCAGCAGCUGAAAUCAAAAUUGAACCACCCUGUUCCUACAGUGAGUGGAGCUGAAGUGACUGAGAAAAGUCAAGAAGAAGGUAGGAAAGAUGUGGAUGAGGAUAAUGAUGAUGAGAAUGAAUUAGUGAUUGAUGAGGAAAAUGAUGUUGAAGAAGAAGGUGCAGAGAAAAAACAAUCAAAGGAGGAAACCAAAGAGAAGUUCAGUGACAGCAGGAGUAGAGUAGGAGUGACUGUCAGCGCGAAAGAUUUGGACCUAGCGAGCGUCUCGCGGCUUCUGGAUAAUGCGACGACUCACACUCAGGCUUUCCAGCGCUACUUUCGAGGUACCCAGGAUGGAGAAGAUGCCUUGGAGGGGAGUGAGGAAGAUGAAGAAGGACUUGUCGCAGGCAGCAAUAGCGAAGGCAACAAUUCGGGCAGCGAUGAAAACAAGUCAGAAUGUGAGCUGCCCAACACGAACAUCAGAAACACUGGCGUUGAAAAGAAGAAAAGUGCAUAUUCACUAGCACCAAAUCGUGUGUCAUGUCCAUACUGCCCACGGACAUUCCCUUGGUCAUCAUCCCUAAGGCGUCAUGUUUUGACACACACCGGACAGAAGCCUUACAAAUGUCCACACUGUUCACUCCUCUUCACUACCAAGUCAAAUUGUGACCGCCACCUGCUCCGCAAACACGGCGGACAAUCUGCCUCUUCAGCAUCUCAAGGUGGGGGUUCAUCGUCAAGUUCAGAGACUUCGCCUGGUUCGACUUCAGGAAACUACACCAUGAGGAAUGUUCCUGAGAGGCCAUACAAAUGCAAUUACUGUCCGAGCUCAACAUUCUCAACACAGAGCAAUCUGAAGAAGCAUGUGCAGACAAAACACAACCCACUGAGUCCUGCAACUGCGGCUCAACCCCUCACACCCAGGACCGUAAUCUCUGCAGAUGAGGGCUGUAAUGUGAGCAUUGCAGACGGUAGUCGCCCUGAGAGCCGAUAUGAGGGAGAUGAGAGUCACGGUAGUGGUAGUGAGGACACCAAUGAUGACAGGGGAACUUCCCAGUUGGAACAUAGCCUUAGGCAGCAAGAAAAUGAUGAACACACCGUUCAAAACUUGUCAUCGGCACCUGCAGAUUGCCAGAGGGGCCAGUUUCAAAGUAGUAAUUUGGCAGACGGUUCACUGAUGGGCACAAAAGCCUAUACAUCUGCGCAGGCAUCUUCAGCUGCAGAGCCUCACACAGGCAACACUAGUGGCACGAUAUCCUCAGCGGACCUGCCAUUCAAGUGCCACCUGUGUGAAGGUAGUUACGCGGAACGUCAGGAGGCUCUCGAGCACAUUCGUGAGAGCCAUCCAUCAGAGUUUGAGCUUCUCAUGUCAAAAGGAGCUCUUGACUCCAGUUCCAGCACUGGAACUGAGGAUAACAACAAUGUUAGGAACACUCCAACACCACACCCUGAUGAUGGCACUGCAGGAGGUGAAGAGAGUCUGGAGCAGUUACGUGGAAAAUUCCCAGACUAUGCCAACAGAAAGGUGAUGUGUGCUUUCUGCAUGCGACGGUUCUGGUCCGCAGAGGACUUGCGGCGUCACAUGCGAACCCAUACAGGCGAACGUCCCUUCUCAUGUGACAUCUGUCGACGCCGUUUCACACUCAAACACAGCAUGUUACGGCAUCGCAAGAAGCACAACAACUCUACUCCCAUCUACAACUCUUCAGCAAAUUCAACUGAAGAUAUGUCUGUGGUAAGUGGAGAUGAGGAGCAUCCUAGCAGUGGUACCACACUGCGUAACAUGCUCCAUCGUCAUACCAAGAAGCACCACUCAGGAGAAGAUACAACUGGAGUCAGCGGAGAUGAGGAAGUUGGCUCAUCCUUAUCAGGAUCUGUUGAUGGGAAAGCAUUUAAGAUGACAAAUCACAAUAAUAACAACAUAACGACCGUGUCUGCAGCUAAAAGAAUGAAUCACUGGGAUGAUGAUUCUGAAAAUUUUACGGCUUCUGCCGCAGCAAAGAUUCUAAGCUCAAAGUUUUCAUUGUGUACAACUGAAGCUACAGACAGGAGGGAUGAAACAGAUGAUGAUAAUACAGACCUAAUUGGAAACUUGCUUGGGAUUCAGGGAUCAAUAAUCGAUAAGGUUCUGCAGUCAACGUCUGCUGCUGAUGAGGCUGCCAGGCUGCUUGGAGUUCAGAAUGGAGAAAAUCAGGAAUAAGAGACCGUCAUUUAUGGAAACAAACAGGUUUUGGUUGUUUUCAUUAAUAUCUUUCUGUUACUUGUUUUUAUGAGGUAAAUGUACCCUAGUCAGAAAUGAGCUGCUGUUAGAAUCAUCUCAGAAGUAUAUAUUAUAUAUUAGUCUCUGUACAGCCACAGAGAAUCUGCAGCCUUACUGUUCGUGGAUCGGUUACUGAUGUUUCAGGGAGCUCAGAAGUAGAUUCUUUGAGGCCUUAUUUGUAUUGCCUUAAAUUACUGUGGCCUUGAUUAUUAAGAGCCCAAACUGUAAAGCAAAUAUAAGAAAGAACGUCUUUAUAAGGUUGUAUAAAACUUUUGAUAUUUAAUAGCUAGGUACUGGAUUUCAAGUCUGGUGUUAAGAACUGUAUAUUUGAAAGUACUAUUAUAGUAAGGAAAGGAGAAACCUUUUUAAAAAGUGAAAACUGAAUGCAUUUUUUGUUUUUUUGUUUUUGUUUUGCACUUUUCAUGGUUGUGUUACUUCUUAUCACAUUCCAUGGUGUUUUCAGUUAAAAUGCCAUUUUAUUAACACCUUCAAUAAGAUCAAAGAUUAUUUUUAGUAAAUGUAAUUUAUUUUCUUUUUUCAGUAUUUUUAAUUUGUUGGGUUUCAAGUUGAGUACUUAUUUAUAUAUAUUUCUUGUAUUGUCGUGUGUUUUGUCUAUUUUUUGUAUAAGCUGGCAUUUGCUUUACUUCAUGAAGACUUGUUUCAUCAUAUGGGUUGAUGAAAAAGUCAGUGAAUCUUCAAUUUCCUUGUCAGAGCAUUUCUUGUUGUUGUUCAAGACAAUAUUAAAUGCUUCUUGUGCCUUUUGUACUUUUCUUCAUUUGUUUCUUGACGUUUUGAGAACCCUGUAUGCUGAGAGGACCGACAAGGAACAAGGUCCUUAGUGCAUAUAAUUUAGUGGUUCCCGCACUGUGGUUCAGAAACUCCUUUCAGAGUGUGCAAAAAUCAGAGGUUUUACUGGAAAAAGGAAAUGUAACAGAUUAUUUUGUGUGACUAUUAUUUGAGAACAAAUUUAAACAUAUGCCAGGUGAAGGGGUUCAAUGAAAUACAUAAAGAGAGAAACUUUUGAAGAAGAAAGUUUAGUUUUAUAUGAGGGUCUCAUUUUUAAAUAAAAACGUUUGUUUUGUGGUAAGGUUUGACAAAUCUGUCUGUGAUUGAAAAUUGCCGUUUUGCUGUUGGCGUUAGACGAAUGCAUAGUUGCAGAUUAUUCGUAAAAGUUUAGUAGUUGCAAUUGUAUCAGACUUAAUAGUAUGACUGUAACAAACAGAUUCAGAUGUAUUAGUCAGAGAAAACAAUAUUUCAACAGUUUGUCUUUGUUUAAACGUUACACUUGUGAUGAAGAAUCAAACAUUUUAGCUGUAUGUUGUCUUAUAUUUGUGUUAAAUAAACACUAUAUAAACUCAUGCUGUCAUUUUGGAAAAUGGUUUCUCUUCAAAAUCACUGCAUGAAUACAUUCAGAAUGUUUGUAGAUAUCAGUUCUGGUAUCGCAUAAAAUAGAAAAGUUGAAAGAAAACUCAUCAAGGUGACAGUAACUUAAAUGAAAACCAAUUUCAUUAAUGUAUAUCCACUAUUGGAAAAUAUGUGGCAUAAGAAAAUGUAUACAUAUUUCAGUGACAAAAAAUAUGCAGUUUAUAAUUUAGCAAGAGAUGAUAUUUGGCAUGUACAAAAGUGUGUGCCACUUGGUUAAAUAUUGCAUAUUUUCAUAUUGGCUGCUCUUAACAUCUAGGUACUCCUGACAAUGAUAAACAGCUGAGCAAUAAACUUGUACUAAGAUUUCUGCUAGAAUGGCUGCACAGGCUUGCUCAAUUUUAUGCCAAAGUUGUUGGAGUGUUUCUGGUCAUUAUCCCACAUGGACUGCCCAGGGCACUAACCCAGGCCUCUGUAGUGAGAAACUGGGAGCUGAGCCUUGUCAAAUAAUUUAAAUAUUCCUGUGAUGGCAGCAUAAAGCAGAACCUGACAUACAUUCCAGUACAAAAUCAACCAUAUGCAAAUACUAGAAAGAUCAGUCAGUUUUAAUACAUAAAGCCUCAGUUUCAUUCAAAUGCAGAAAUGUCCGCAAAAUAUAAGUGCCAUUAAGUCAUGUAAUAUAGCUCUUUGUAAUGGAAUAGGAAACUUGGCAUCAGUGAAAGAAUGUAAGGAUAUUUACUUUUCUUACCACAAUUAGUAAUAUGAGAAAUGGGAGAGAAAGUUCUUAUUUUCAUCUUACCAAGCACCCGUGGAAUAUCUUGAAAAUUACUCGUGCAGAGAAUUCCAAAUGUCAGUGAACAAAGUGGUAUUUCUAAUGUACUGAAGAAAUGAAUCAGCAUUUGUAGAUAAGUCACAAAGAACAUGAAUACAUGUGACUUUAGCAUCAGGGAAGUGUACUACAUGUGUAUGUGUUUUUAUAUAUAUUUAUGAGGCAUUAAAAAUUGCCGUAUUUCAAAAUUUGAUGCCAGUUGCACUUAUUAACUAACAAGGAGGAAUUAGGUACAAAAUUAAAAUGUUUAAUCCACUGUAUUUCAUUAGCUUUUCAAAUACUCAGGAGAACAGCUUAUUUCCAGGGAGAAACCGAACUUGCAAUUGGUCACUUUUUGACACAGCCGAGUGUUAAAAAACUUUAUGUCCAGUAGCAUCUCUGUCACUCUUUAAGUUACCAGUAUUGGAAAAUACCAAGCAAACCUAUAUCACAUAAUGUUCAAUGAGAACAUGUUGGCAAUACUACAAUUAAUAACUAGUGUUUGUUAAUGAAAUGGUUGGCGAAUAUGCGUUUGAGCAAUCAUUUUGGAAUCUAAAUUAUGUAGUGUCUUGUAUCUUGUGAUUAUUUGUUUGUUGUGUUUGUAUGGUGUGAAAGGAGAGAGACUGUAAAUAGUCAAUUGCAUGCAUUAGAUCGUAUAUUAGUCAUUGUCUAUGUGAACUUUGUAAUUGAAAGUGAAAAAUUCACAUUUUCUUGUUUAUUAGAGUGGGUGGGUGAAAAGUGUGAUUUUUUUAAGUAAUAAGUAAUUCUUUUUAAAUGAUACUGUUAGUGCCUGCACCAUAAUCUUAUGAUUCUAUGAACACACAAAGUGUGAUGUGUACAGUACACAUUCCAGUUUUAAAGAAAUAUUUCUCUUAAUGUAGAUCUGUUUGCCCGCAUUUUGUUCUUAGUGUUUGCAUUUUCUUUUAUCAUGAUUUCCUUUACUUUAGGGUGCACCAUAUCAAUAUAUUUUGAAAACUUUUCAAGUGCCAGUAAAAUUGGUGCACGUGUGCAUCUUUGUGUUUGCGUGUGCAUGCAUAUAAAUACGAGAGAGGUAAGAGUCAGGAAGCUAUAAUAUAUAAAAUGCUCUUGGCAGUAAUUGAAAACAUUUUGUAGGAUUUACUGCUUGAAACCUAGAGAUCAUCUUGUGUCUGAUGAAAAUGGAAAGAUUAAUGUGUGUAUCAGACAUGUAUCAGGUCAACUGCAUCCUCAUUUCUUAUUUCUUUCACGGUUAUUUCUUUUCCAAAUGCAUUCACAGUUUUUGUAAGCACAUUCCAUUACUUUAGUAGUUACAUAAUUUUGUAAAAAUGUAUCAUUCAAGAAUUGAUGAAAAUGCUCUGGAUUUUAUCUUAUUUUACAUUCAUUAUCAAAUUUAGAAUUUGAAACAAGUUUGGAACACUUGGGAAAUAUGUAUGAUGAAAAGCCAUUGCUUGCAACUUGAUGCUUGUAGAUCAAAAGUGAUGUUUGAAGACACAGACUAUUUUGAGGGAAGUGUGAUAGUGGGGGAACAUUAAAAGAACCAUUUGCAUAUAGCAAUGAAUUUCUUCUCCAGUUACACACAGUGGCCCCAUUGGACACAGUUUUUCAUAAAACUUGAUUUUUAAUAAUGCUUAAACAGUUCUGGAUAUAAAUUCAUAAAUUAAUCCAUUAAUGUUAAACUGCUCUGAACACAGGAGUAUGGUGCAUCCUUAAUUUUGACAAUUUUUUUCAUAACAUUCAUGAAUAGAUAUCAUAUAUGGAGAUUUUCAGGAACUUUCCAAAGUAAACAGGUCAUAUUAUUUAAAUAGAUGAAUGUGUUGUUCAGUAAUAUUUAUGUGUAUGUUUCUUUCUGGGGAUACUUACUGUAUGUAGUAUGUCAAAUUAUUGUUUUUCAUGUAAUUUUGGCAUUCUUUGUGAUCAUCUCAUAGAAAUUAUGAAAUGAAGUACUAGUAAGUAUUACAGAUGUGUGCAUUGUAUAUGAACUUAAUUAUGUGUCCUCUUCACAAAAGUUACAUUUCUUUCAUUAUUGUUAGUUUAAGAUACCUCACUCAGUUUUAAGUGCAUUUAAUAUGUGUGCUUCAAACACAUUAAUAAAUGAGGCUUUUUGUUUGUGUGUGAGUGUGUAAAUAUUUAUAUUAUAUAAAUUUAGAUUAUUAUAUGAAACAAUAGUCAGAAUAUUUAAGGUAAUUUAAAGUGUUCUGUUGUAUAUAAAAUGUUAUAUUUCAAAGUUGACUCUUUUCAAAUUUCUUAUCAUCACUCUUCUUUGACACACUAAUAAAAGUUUCACAGUGAUCA
Zootermopsis nevadensis is the source of this 10995-nucleotide messenger RNA. It is a transcript of the gene peb, whose product is annotated as zinc finger protein pebbled. Gene Ontology annotation, biological process: regulation of transcription by RNA polymerase II. Gene Ontology annotation, molecular function: RNA polymerase II cis-regulatory region sequence-specific DNA binding; DNA-binding transcription activator activity, RNA polymerase II-specific. The record is from RefSeq and is a predicted model, not a curated record. Gene Ontology annotation, cellular component: nucleus. NCBI's taxonomy places the organism in Eukaryota, Metazoa, Arthropoda, Insecta, Blattodea, Termopsidae.